AUGGCAACUGCCGGGGAGUAUGUCGUCAUUGUCAUCAACGGAAUCAGCAUCGUGGUGACUGUUGUCGGUGGCCUCCUCACCAUACUGGUCAUCUGGACACGUCCAGCCCUACGGAAACUGGUCAACGCGCCUCUGGCCAGUCUUAGUUGUGCAGAUAUCCUCUACGCCACGUUGUUUUCCCCCUUUUGGAUCCAGCAGAUCCUAAACCCCCAAUGGGAGCCCCCACCAGCACUGUGCUGGUUUCUAGGCUAUUCCAUUGUCGUGCUAGGGGGGGUGUCGGUAACCCACAUGUUGUGUAUCGCUCUUCAGCGUUACUUCAAGAUCUGUACCAACAGUACACUUCUCAAUUCCACACAUGCCCUCGUCAUCAUGCUCUUGCUCACAUGGUUGGUCCCCAUGGUUUCAUUCUUGCCCCUUUACGUCGUUGAAGAACCCAAAGUCGAUCCAAAGCUGAAACGGUGUUCGUUGGGAAGAUCUGACAAACUCUGGGCAAAGAUUCCUCCCGCCAUUUUAGUCUACGUCGUCCCAUACAUUGCUGCCCUGGCCUUUUACACCCUCAUCCAGAACCAUGUGAGGAAGAGUAAGAAACGAGUCCAGGCUAACGCACACGGUCCCUCCGCCCGUUUGGCAGUGGUGACAAAGCCUGUAGGAAAUCUAGAGGGUGUGGUGUGGGUGUGGGACGAAAUGUCCACAUCAAGUGAUGACGGACAGAAAAGCAGUAACUGCACAGAUCCAAGUAAACAAAAGAGCACCAUGAUCUUAGUCGCUCCAGCACCAGGCACUGGUCAAAACGACCAAGGCAAAAAAUCUCCCUUAAGUGAUGAGGAACAGAAGGGCAAUUGCCGCAUAGAGCAGGAUAAAGUCCAAAACAUGACCCUAACUGCCGCCACUGUGUCAGAUCAGACAGGCAAAACUGAACGACAGCAGCACGCUGUCCCUUUCAGCAGCUCACAAAACUGCAACAGUGCUGCCGAAAGGCAGAUCACCAAAAUGAUGAUGAUGCUGUUUGCUGUCUACACUCUGUGCUUUAUGCCCUUGACCCUGAUGGUGUUUUUUUCGAGUAAAGUUCCAGCCGAAGCCUUUACUGUUGGCCAGCUGUUGGCCGCAUUGAAUGGUGCCCUGAACCCGAUCGUAUACGGCGUCAUGAACAAAAACAUUCGCCAGGGGUACAAGAAUAUCUGGGACAGGGUCCUCAACUUCAUAAUGUGA
Messenger RNA from Branchiostoma floridae (Florida lancelet), 1209 nucleotides. RefSeq names its product G-protein coupled receptor 84-like. Gene Ontology annotation, molecular function: G protein-coupled receptor activity. Gene Ontology annotation, cellular component: membrane. The transcript is spliced from 3 exons. Gene Ontology annotation, biological process: G protein-coupled receptor signaling pathway. The record is from RefSeq and is a predicted model, not a curated record. NCBI's taxonomy places the organism in Eukaryota, Metazoa, Chordata, Leptocardii, Amphioxiformes, Branchiostomatidae. Bases 1 to 1209 code for a protein of 402 amino acids.